AUGGCCUCCACGGCCUCCGUGGGCUCGCAGUCCAACGGAGAGCCAUCCUCUCCCUUUGAAAGCCCGACUUUCGAGAAAGACGUCUCCAUUCACGUCAGCGAGACCAUCGGGGCCGCGUCCAUAUCCCCAAGUGGGCGGGAUGUCGUGUUAGCUUCGCGCAACGGCCUCAAUAUAAUUGACCUUGACAACCCCUACUCGCCGCCCCUCCACAUAGCCAACCGCUCGCAGUGGGACGUCGCGGACGUGCAAUGGUCUCCCUUCGCAGAUCGAGCGUCCUGGAUCGCCAGCACCUCUAACCAGAAAGCGCUGAUAUACAAUCUCGAUCUCCUGGGAAAGACACCGCGGGCCCCUAUUCAAUAUACUCUGCAUGCUCACACACGCGCCAUCACGGACAUAAAUUUCUCAGCGCACCAUCCUGAUGAACUGGCAACCUGCGCUGUGGAUAGUUUCGUGCACUGUUGGGAUCUUCGUCAGCCAGGAACACCUGCUUUGACGUUCAAUUCUGUGGUGAAGUUCGCCAAACCUUUUGCAAUAUUCGCGGAUUGGGAUGCGGGGGCAACCCAAGUCAAAUGGAACCGUCAAGAUCCACACAUUAUUGCAUCUUCGCAUGAUAAACAUCUGCGUAUCUGGGACCGUAGGAAUGGGGCAGUUCCGUUGAAGACUAUCACAGCACAUUCGACCAAAAUCUAUGGCAUCGACUGGAACCGAACACGAUCUACAGGCAUUCUUACCUGCUCUUUGGAUAAGACAAUCAAGUUGUGGGACUACUCGAAGGGAGACAACCUUGAUCUAGAUGACUCCCAUGCGGAGCGCAUUUUCAGAACACCUUAUCCAGUAUGGCGAGCGCGUCAUACGCCAUUCGGAUGGGGCGUGCUUGCUAUGCCACAGCGCGGGAACUAUGAUCUACAUCUUUACGAUCGUCGUCUUAGCACAGGAAUGAAGAGGAAUGCUGUAGUGCCACCCACGCAUUCGUUUGAAGGCCAUUCAGACUGCGUCAAGGAGUUCUUGUGGCGCUCACGUGGCUCAAUAGAGGACGGCAUCGAUAAUCGCGAUUUCCAACUGGUCUCGUGGGGUACUGAUCGGUAUCUACAUCUCCACAAGAUGAAUCCGGACAUUUUGAAAUCGGUUGGAUUCGAGAAAGGAAAAGAAGUGUUCAAAAAGCCCUACCUUACUCGCAAUGGUGCUGCCUAUCUGACAUAUAGGGACGGGCCGCCUAUCAAGCCCGACACCAACGUGCCUCUGGACAAAGAGCCAGAAAAACUUUCGAGUCAAGCAAAAGGUCAUUUGACUACACUGUUCCAGACUUCCCAGUCUCAGAAAGACGCACGUGCAGCCCCUUUCAAGUCUAUGGACCACCCUACAGCAAUGGUACCCGUAGGGAUGCGGGGCAAGAAUAGCGCCCGAAAAAUCGUCAACACAAUCAAAUGGAUGGAAGGAGUCAAAAUAGGCAAUCGAGACACAGACACCGCGGCGAAAUGGGGAAUACGAGGCACUAUACUUCCUCCACCCCAUCAAUUUACCUGGGAUAGCCCCGAGAGCCUUGGUGAUGAAAUCACGUACGUUGGUGGUAGAUAUAGAAAAGUUGCUUUUGAAGAAGUAGAUGUAGCCCGCCGCAAAGCUACCGUAUCUCUCUAUGGUCCCUGGGGAGUAGACCGUAAAGCAGCUUUCAUUCGAAUCAGCUUGAAGUUCCCCCCGAACUAUCCUCGAGAAUCUGCACCAGACUUCAAUAUCGAAAAGACAACGGCUGCAAUUGCAGAUGAAACAAUACUUAAACUUGAUUCGGAGAUGCAUUCAAUUGCUGAGCUGUACCUGAAUCGAAAGCGUGGCUCUUUAGAAGCUAUCGUCGGGUACGCUCUUGGUGAACGUGGCCUCGAAGAAAGCAUUGAUUUUCUGGAGAUCGAAGAAGAUUCCAAUGUUCGAGGACUCGUUAGGAUCGUCGACGAAGAUAGCUCGAGUGAUGAAGAAGAUGACGAUUUAACAGACCUCAAGGUCGACUUUGAGGGCGCUGUUGAUCUGGAACGCAGUGGUAAUGACAUCCCCGUCAGCACUAAGGCUAACGUUCCCAUUGCAAAGCAGUGUGGAGCAAUGUGGUCAGAGGACGGCCGGCUUGUUUGCUUCUUCCCACCUCCGCCGGAGCCCCGACCCUUAUUUUCGGUCUCGGGGCUACGUCCAGACCGAUUAGGAAAGAGCUGGAGUAUAUUCGAUACGUUUGGCCGACUGAACGCUGGUACAUCUGCCCCUGGAACGGCGCCAGGGAUAGGAGAUGAUGACCAUGCCUCCUUGCAUGACUCCUGGACCUCUUCGUCGUCUACAAGCUCGUCUUCAAGUUCUGAUGCAGAUAAUGCCAUACAAGGAAGAAGAUUCCAGCCUCCAGCAGCAUGGCGAAGAACAACCCUCAAAUUUCAGAAAUCAUCGCAAGUUUCCAGUGCGGGCCAGGGAAACCCCAUCAGACCGAAAUCCAUUGUGUCUAUCAAAGAGGUAGAGGAGCAUCUUCUGCCUUGUAAAAAGGUACUAGCUAAAGAAUACAAAAUCUUUGGUGAUGGCCCCAAAGUUUGCGCGCACAAUGCGGAAGUAGCAAGGAAACAUGGUUUCCAGGACCUUGCCGAAGUCUGGGACAUUUGCAAACUCAUUCUUUGUAACGACGUUCCCCUAGAAAUAUUACCGCAGCAGUAUAGGCGAGAGCAAGUGUUGGUGCUCGCUCGACGAUCCCUCGUCAAGAUCAGACGCAAGGAUAGCGGCAUUGACCUCGCCUUUGACGAUCCUGAAAAGGUUGCGAACCCCAGACUUACCGGCCGAGUCAAAUGGGGUCGUAGUCCAAUCGUAACGUUCCUCAUACCCGCUUUAUUCGACCAUUUCGAAGCACUUGCAGAUACGCAGAUGCUUGCUAUGCUCUCAUGUAUAUUCUCUGAGCCAGCAGCGAAUGAAGGCGUGACCAGCGCCAUGCAGCGCCUUCGUCAGUCUGAUCUUCCUAUGUCUAUGGAAGCACCGGCCUUUUCCCUAGACUACUUCUCGUCCGCCGAAGCAGCUUGGAGUUUAUUCAGGCGUCCCCAGUCUAUCCCCGGUACACCUAGUUAUCCCCCAACGCGAUUUUCUACCCCAGUCAACUCCUGGGAGCGACUUGAUAAGCGGUUAGAUACCUUCGGUUCGGCCGGUUCCUCAAAUGGUCCCUGGGGAAGUGACCAUGUGCCGUCCGAUCCAGCCACUCCGUACUCAACGGGCUACACCCCUCCUACACUAUCUAGGACAAGCACGCAUCGCUCUACUACAAGUGCAACCCAGAGUUAUUCAACGUCGCCAGAGCAGCAUCACCAGAUCAAGAAGUCUAAUUCGAACCUGGCUACGGCGUUUGCCACACUCUCGAGGCCGUUUUCUAUCAAUGCUUCGUCAUCACCUCCGGCAAACCCCAAGCCACGAGGGGAGGGAGACUUGUCUACAUCAGCUCCAACGAGUGGAAUCACAUGGGGCACCAACACAUUCUACAGUAGCAGCAACGCGACUAAUGCAACAGGCCGCUCUAAGCAUGGGAAGCGACCCAGCAUCUCUCAGCUUGAUGGAUCUUACCUUUCUCGCCAUUCCGAGGAAGAUGAAGACCGAAGCUGGAAUGAGGAAGGAUCCUCAGAGCCUGCCUUACCUUCACAAGAGAUCGAUGGCGAUACAACCAUCAAGGUAACGCUCAAGAAUCAAGACCACUUUGAUGACGAGGGUUGCGUUAGUGCGCCCCUUCUUGACCGUUCCAAGGAAUGGCUUUAUCGGCACUACCGGGAGCAAUAUGCCGAGCAGCUCAGUAUUUGGAACCUCAUCAUGCAACGCGCCGAGGUUCUGAAAUUCAACGGCCUAGUAUCAUACUGGCCAGAGAAGAAGAUUGAGAAACCAUCAAAGCAAGAACCAACCCCUGAGGUAGGCACCAUUCCACAAAUUCCAGACCGACAACCUACGAUUCAGCGGCCGGGGCUACAUUGUGGGGGUCGUGCUCAAUCGCAAUCCCUCGAACCCCCAUCAGCCCCAUACGGCGCGCGCCGUCCCUCCCCUACCGAUGACAUCCAAAAUUUCUCGUUCAAUCCAGAAGCGCACGAGUUUCUCCCGGGCACAAAGUCACCUCUCCAGCUCUCGCAACCCCAAUCACCUCAUGGCGAGACCGGCGACUCCUUCCAGGAAUCACUCAGCAUCGAAGUACCGCCCGCUCCCAAUACUAGACCUCCUAACGACACUAAGGGCACGAAGCCACUAGUCAUGCCAAGUAUGUGCGCCGUGUGCUGGAUGCGGCUACAGGGGCUGUUUGUGUUUUGUGGAAGGUGUGGGCAUGCGGCGCAUACGGCGUGUGUGCCUGAUAGCAAUAGUGGGGCUUUCGGUGGUAGCACUGGGAACUGCGCGGCCUAUUGUGGGUGCGAGUGUGGCGGAGAUGAGAAGAUUGAGGGGAGGCCAGACGAGUGGUGGAAAGAGGGCGCGAGUAGUGCGCAGAGUCAGGGAGGAGAAACUCAAUCGGAGGAUUGGAGGAUGAAUGUUGGAUGA
This is a messenger RNA of Mytilinidion resinicola, 4509 nucleotides long. RefSeq lists its product as uncharacterized. The transcript has 3 exons. The coding region runs from base 1 to 4509 and encodes 1502 amino acids. Lineage: Eukaryota; Fungi; Ascomycota; Dothideomycetes; Mytilinidiales; Mytilinidiaceae. The record is from RefSeq and is a predicted model, not a curated record. Gene Ontology annotation, molecular function: protein binding.